UCCGUGCGUUGGUAAGAGUGCCCCCUGUCAAAUCGCCGUACGGUUGAUUAUGAUACACUUAUUGGCAUUGCCAUUGUUGAUAGUGCUCGUCUUUUGCUUGGAAAUAUUAUUAGUUAUCGACUAUUACGAGAUUGUGUAUGAUAGAAGCCAAAACGUAAGGAAUCAGAAUGUUUUCGUUUCAUAAACCUAAGGUGUACAGGUCGCCUACAGGGUGCUGUAUAUGCAAAGCUAAAUCAAGCAGUUCUCGGUUUACCGAUUCUCGCAAGUACGAAGACGAUUUCGUGGAAUGCUUUCAACUGCCAUCACCUCGCAAAGGAGAAAUUUGUAAUGCAUGUGUUUUACUUGUAAAACGUUUCAAACGUCUUCCACCUGGCUCGGACAGGCAUUGGGGCCAUGUUGUCGAUGCUAGGGUAGGACCCGGUUUAAAAUCAAUGACCAGGUUCAAAAAGAAAAAGGAAGAGAAGGAAUUGGCUGCGAAUUGUGUAGGAUUUAACAAUACGAAUGCACCCCCUGAGAAGUUUUUGAAAAUAAUGAAGAAGAAGAGUAAAAAAAUGAGAGAAGAAAGUGCCAAUGCUCAAAAGAAUAGAGAAAAUAGUCCAACCCCUUCCGAUGACAGCACACCGGGAAGUCCUCUGAGUUAUCACAGCGAUGCUGAUGACAAUCUUUCCGAUGUUGACUGCAAUACCAAUCAGCAAUUGGCAGAAGAUGAAAAUAGUGCUGUCGUUCAGAAUGGUAAAGAAAACAAUGCCCAGAACAAUAUUGUUAGGCAACGCAGGAAAAGUCAUAAGCCGCCUAGUAAACGCAAAGCUGGACCGCCUGAUAGUGGAGGAUUUUUGCAACCCGGAUAUUGGUCUAGUGUAAAAAUGUGCUGCGGCACAUUCUUCAAGGGCGCCGGAAACGAGCUGGCGAUAGACAUGACAAACUACAAGCCGUGCAGGAAUCACCAUUCCUCGCAAAAGCGCCAAAAAUCCGUCGAAUCCGCGACGACGACGACAAUGACGACGACAGACGUCGUGGUCGCAUCAUCAGUGCUGCCUUCAACUAAAGAUAAGGUAUUUAGUGAUAAUUCCUCAGACUCAGGUUAUGACGAGUACAGUAACCAGGAGAAAAAUAAGGAGAACUCCGAAGACACGACCAACAACCAGGGUAAUAAACCGUCUGCACCAGCGGCGGCGGCGGCGGUGGCGAUGGCGACACCCGGUGGGGCAAAAGUACUUAGCAUCGACAAAGUCCUCAUCAAGCCGAGUUUUGUGCUGAACGGCGCCACUGUAAAGGUCAGUCCUGGUAAUCUCGUUAAGCAGAAUAACAUAGUUGUAAUUAAACCUAAGAAGCAGGUCGUAGCAUUAGGCAACACCUUCAUCGUUAAGUCUCCGACGCCUAUUACGACACAAGUACAACAGGCAGCCAAUUAAUAUUAUAGACACAUUUUCCAUUAAACAUCCCAUUUUUAUUUUUCUGUUUGUUUUUCCUAAUGUAUAAAUAUGUACAUUUGCGAUGCAAUUUAUUGCCACUAGUGAUGUAAGUAUUACAAAUUGUACAUGUGAAAUAAUAUUCUAUGACGUGAGAGAGGCUGGCGAUGUAGUUAAUUAUAAAAAUUAAUAGGUUGUAUACAUAAUUUUAUAUUAAAGAAAGUCAUAAGUCUCGAAAUUGCAAUCG
Ctenocephalides felis (cat flea) is the source of this 1656-nucleotide messenger RNA. RefSeq lists its product as uncharacterized. The transcript has 6 exons. The record is from RefSeq and is a predicted model, not a curated record. The coding region runs from base 168 to 1412 and encodes 414 amino acids. Gene Ontology annotation, biological process: negative regulation of cell migration. Lineage: Eukaryota; Metazoa; Arthropoda; Insecta; Siphonaptera; Pulicidae.